Molecule: messenger RNA, 1320 nt
Organism: Naegleria gruberi
Lineage: Eukaryota; Heterolobosea; Eutetramitea; Acrasida; Naegleriidae
Exons: 1
Coding region: 1-1320 (439 amino acids)
Source: RefSeq, a predicted model, not a curated record
AUGGCAACUAAAGUAACCGAAACUCUUGUUGUGCUUUUGUUGUUAUUCUUCGCUACUGCUUCUGGCAUUAACGCAUCAUCACCUGCGGAGCCAGCAUUCAAAAGUCAAUUACGUUCAUGUUUUGAAGCAAAUAGAAAUACCGAAUGUUUGGCCACACAAUCAUCUUGGUCUUCAUGUGGAGGUUCAGUUUAUUCUUCAUAUCAACUUGCACUCUCCAUCUCAAUGAAUUGUAUGAGAAGUGUCUGUGGAAGUCAAAAUAGUUUAUGUUGCAAUACCUAUUGUACAAUGUAUGGUUUAUCUGGAUAUGAUCAUUCAGUUUGUUUCAAUAAGUGUUUCAAUGGAUAUACUGGUUCAGUUGUUGGUGCUGCAACUUUGAUGAAAACAAUCAAGAGUAGUUUGGAUACCAAUGUUGAUUAUGUUCCUCCUGCCACAGCUCAAAAGAAGGACGAUGAAACCAAAGUCUAUUGUGAUAUUCCAUGUAAUUCAGAAUUUGCUUUCUAUUCCACAACUGGUAAACAACCAAGUAUUUUAAAUGGUGGUUUGAAGGCAUUGUUGGCUUCUAAUACCAAGACUAAUACUUUGGCUGCUAAGAAAAAGCUCAUUUCUUCUUGGUCAACCAAGGUUGGUUCCUCUAAGCCAUCAUCCUCAUCCUCCUCCUCACGUAAGAGCAUCAGCAGCAUUAAAAGCAUCAUUGGAAGAAGUAAUAGUGGUUACAACAAGGCCAUUUCAAAGAGCAUCUCAAAAUACCUUGGCUUCAAACCAGUUAAACAAAUUAAUAGUGAUCUGGUCUAUAAGAGACUUGUUAAAUUUGUUUCAAGCAUUCCAAGUCUUGGAUACAUCUUGAGAGGUAUUCGUGAUAAGAAAACCAGAACCUACCUUACAAGAGGUUACAAAUUCAUUCAAGCUGCUAGAAAACAAGUCUAUCCACAAAAAGCAUUUGCAAUCUAUGAUGGUAAAGUAUUGAAUGUGAAAGCCACAGUUCAAUUGGGUAAUCCAGCAUUGGUUAAGCAGAGAAGUACCAUUUUCCCAAUUCCAUUCAAUUCAUUGACUCCAUCUUCACUUUCAAAGAAAUCCUUUUUCAAUUCCAGUGUUAAACAUAAUCAAAUCUGUACUGGUACAGCUAUUGCCAAAGUGGAAUAUUAUCGUAGAUCUCGUAUCACUUGUAAAAAGAUCAAGUCAUGGAUUAGUGGAGCUUCAAAGAUUAAUCCAAAGAAUAUUUAUCAAGUCAACAAGUUCCUCUUCCUUGUUUAUAAUCAAUGUAAGAAAGCUAAAGCUACUUGUGUUGUUCCAUUUGUUGAAGCAAUCAAAACAACUGAUUAA